Gossypium raimondii (Peruvian cotton) is the source of this 1733-nucleotide messenger RNA. Its product is annotated as COP9 signalosome complex subunit 1. Gene Ontology annotation, cellular component: COP9 signalosome. The coding region runs from base 101 to 1456 and encodes 451 amino acids. NCBI's taxonomy places the organism in Eukaryota, Viridiplantae, Streptophyta, Magnoliopsida, Malvales, Malvaceae. The transcript has 6 exons. The record is from RefSeq and is a predicted model, not a curated record.
ACUGCUACUGUGUAAAAAAAAUCCAAAAUUAUUUCACACAAACCCUAACCCUAAAACCCCCCUUUCCUUUUUUCGGCUCUUUAUUUUUUUUUCCUUCGCAAUGGAUGGCAUAGAGGGCGCUUCAAAUCCAACGAUGGAGGAGAUGCAGGCGAAUGGAACCGGAGGCGUCGACGAAUUGCCGUUAACUUCUACAUCGACGCGGAAGAACCGGCCGAUCGUAAGCGGCGAACCGCUAGAUAUCGAGGCUUACGCUGGGCUUUACACGGGCCGAACUAAGAUCAAGCGCCUCAUGUUCAUUGCCAACCACUGCGACAAUCCCGGUAUGCAAUUGGAAGCCCUUAGGAUGGCUUAUGAUGAAAUCAAAAAGGGAGAAAACACCCAUCUUUACCGUGAAGUAGUUCAGAAGAUCGACGGUCGAUUGGGUCCUAAUUAUGCGAUGGAUGCUGCAUGGUGCUCUACGAUUGAGCGGAAAGCUGAGCUGAGGAAAGAAAAGCUCGAAAGUGAACUCAAUGCUUAUAGGACGAAUUUAAUUAAAGAAAGUAUAAGAAUGGGAUACAAUGAUUUUGGUGAUUUUUACUAUGCUCAUGGUGCAUUGGGGGAUGCUUUUAAAAGCUAUGUUCGAACUCGCGAUUAUUGUACUACGUCGAAGCAUAUUAUUCAGAUGUGUUUGAAUGCAAUUCUUGUGAGCAUUGAAAUGGUUCAAUUUAGUAAUGUGACUAGCUACGUUAGUAAAGCUGAGCAAACACCUGAAGCACUUGAUCCCCCAACUGUUGCUAAGCUAUGUUGUGCUGCUGGGUUGGCUCAUUUGGAGGCUAAGAAGUACAAGCUUGCAGCUCGUAAGUUUUUGGAAGUUGGUCCAGAAUUGGGGAAUUCAUACAGUGAGGUUAUUGCUCCUCAAGAUGUUGCUACCUAUGGCGGGCUAUGUGCGCUUGCAAGCUUUGAUCGAACUGAGCUAAAGAACAAAGUCAUAGACAAUAUCAACUUUCGGGAUUUCUUGGAGUUGGUACCUGAAGUCAGGGAGCUUAUUAAUGAUUUUUACUCAAGCCACUAUGCUUCCUGCUUGGAAUAUCUUGGAAACCUCAAAUCAAACCUGAUGCUUGACAUUCAUUUAUAUGACCAUGUUGAGACCCUGUAUGAUCAAAUCCGCAACAAAGCCCUCAUCCAGUAUACCCUCCCAUUUGUGUCGGUUGAUAUGCGAAUGAUGGCUGAUGCCUUUAAAACAAGUGUUGUGGGGCUAGAGAAAGAACUGGAAGCCUUGAUUACUGACAACCAGAUACAGGCUCGGAUUGACUCGCACAACAAAAUUCUUUAUGCACGGCAUGCAGAUCAAAGAAAUGCAACUUUCCAACGGGUUUUGCAGACUGGCAAUGAGUUCGAUCAAGAGGUUAGGGCAAUGCUGCUGAGGUCAAGUCUACUCAAGUAUGAUUACAAUCUUAGGGCUUCGAGGAAACACUGAACUUUUUCACAUAAUCCACGAUCCCAAAAUUCAUAAUAAGUUUUGGCCCUGGCUUCCUGAUGUGCAGAGGAAAGAUUGGUUCCAUUGCGGUGGAGUGCAUUUCUGGGAUUUCGGGAUGACAUAAAUUUGUAUAUACUCUUAAAAUUUUCUCAUGAGUUUCAAUUAUUUGUUCUUCUUUACAUUUUUUAUUAGAAAGGUUCUGCUCAUGGUCUAGAUUCCCUGUUCUUUUAACUCUUAUUUUAUUUUCAAUAAUUCUCAUAGCACUUAUCUGGUUGAA